Metarhizium acridum CQMa 102 is the source of this 246-nucleotide messenger RNA. Lineage: Eukaryota; Fungi; Ascomycota; Sordariomycetes; Hypocreales; Clavicipitaceae. The record is from RefSeq and is a predicted model, not a curated record.
AUGGCGUCCCAGUUGCUGCCCCUCGGUGAGGCGUGUCUCGAGUGUGCGAAGUUUGACACGGGCGAGGAGGCUAACUCAGAGCUAGAAUUUAGCGGUACCCUCGUCGGAUUCGACGAUUAUGUCAACAUGGUUUUGGAGGAUGUGACGGAAUUCGACUACUCUGGAACUCACACCAAGCUGCCCAAGAUUCUGCUCAAUGGUAAUAAUAUCUGCAUGUUGAUUCCCGGAGGCGAGGGGCCGGCUUGA